GUAUGCAAAGUCUUUGGGUAUGAAAAUCUUGGCUUGAGUAUUUGCAUAAUAUUGUAAAUUAAAUGGGUUUAUUUUUUGUAUUUUUAAUUGAAACUGUUGAAAUAACUUCAUGUGGGUUUGCUUGUUUGUGUUGUUUUGUCACCCUAGUGGGGUUAUUUGAUGGAUUAGAUGUCGGGUUUGAUCAUGACAAAAGCUGAUGUAUGAAUUUUUUUUCUUAAGAAACUCAAAAUAGUGCUAUUUUUACAUUAUCUCAGUGCCUGUAAAAAUCACAACAAAUCAGCCUGUAUGCACGACUUGGCGCACAUCAUCAUGGCUAAGAUCAAACCAAAUAUUGGCUCUGGAGUUUGCCAUUAAACGUAUUUGUAUUUGGCUGCCAUUGUAAUUUUGCAUAAAUGAACACGAAGGGCAAAUGAGAAAGGGUUAUGCCCAGCUGCCUGUAAUGUGUACAAAAUGCCACUAGAUGCCAGUAUAUCUAACAUCCUUACCUUGAAAACCAGCAAUGUUAGUUUUUCCAAAUUUGGCUUUUUUUUUUCCAAAAGAAAAAAAUGUGAAGCUGUUUAAACAUUGCUUUCAUUAUUCUUUGAAACUUGUUUAUGUUGAUUGUUGAAUUUUGUUUAGCGUCACUAGAGAUUUGUUUGCAUACUGAUUUGUGAAAACGCUUUCAACCAUUAAUAGGUAUGUAUUUGUCAGAAGUCAUGCUUUCUCUCAUGCAUGGAGGUGACAAUGACAGCUCAGCCGAAACCAAUUUGUCACAGCUUACUACAAAUAGCCUUAAGUCCAAGUGAAGGAGACAUGGUAGGUGGAGAGCUACAACAAUGAAACACGUUCUUCCAUCUCUCUUUCUUCUGGGAAUAUUUCUGCAUGCUUCCUUUCAGUGCACCACUCCAUCUUCAGAGUUUCACCAGGAUGGGGAUUUUUUUAUCGGUGGGCUUUUUGAAAUUCAUCACGUCAGUGAUCCUGUUUGGCACAUGAGACCGGAUGCUCUUGACUGCUCCAGUCAACCCUUCAGCAUCUCAAAUUAUCGGAGAUUUCAGCUGAUGAGAUUUGCCGUAGAGCAAAUCAAUAACUCCACCAGCCUGCUGCCAAAUGUGACUUUGGGUUAUGAAAUGUUUGAUCACUGCUCAGACAUGUUAAGCUUUCCAAAUAUUUUUAAACUCAUCUCAGCCAACGGUUUGAUCCAUCCUUGGUAUGAAGGCUACAAGGAUCUUCCCAAAGUGAUUGCAGUUGUUGGUCCAUUAACAAGCACCCAGGCUCUGAUUGUCGCCCCGCUAUUCAUGGCAGAUCUCAUUCCUAUGGUUGGCUACGGAUCAACAACGUCUGUUUUUUCAAAUAAAGUUAAAUACCCAUCUUAUUUACGAACAGUUCAUCCCAACAGAGACAUCAUAGAAGUGAUUUUCAGCAUUUUGAAACACUUCAACUGGCGUUGGGUAGCUUUCCUCAACAGUGAUGAUGACUGUGGCAUUGAUGGACUGGGACUGUUCAUUGAAAGAAUCAAGAGCAGCGAAAUCUGCAUGGCGUACACCAAUGACCUCAGUGCCAGCACAAAUUAUUCCCAAAUAUUAAGACAAAUAGAAAGGCAGAAGAUACACGUCAUCAUUGUUUUUGCCCCUGAAGUGGAUGCUGAAGCUCUAAUUGAAUCAGCUAUUCAGCUGAAAGUUACCAACAAAGUGUGGAUAGCCAAUGACGAAUGGUCUUUGAACAAACGCCUCCCAAAGAUGAAGGGAAUCAGAAAUAUUGGAACUGUGCUUGGUGUGGCCCAGCCAGUAGUAACAAUACCUGGUUUUGGUGGCUUUAUCCAUUCCUUCAAACGCCAAAUUCCCUGUGAAAAUGAUUCACAGCAGUUUUGUAAUCAGGUUUGCAACUGCAGCGACGGGAAUGCUACGGCUAUCCUUAAUGCCGACCCAUCAUUCUCUUUUCCUGUUUAUUCUGCUGUAUAUGCCAUUGCCCAUGCUUUACACAACACCUUACAAUGUGAGGAAAAUGGAUGUAGGAAUGUUACAGUAUACCCAAACAUGGUUCUCGCAGAGCUACAGAAGUCCAAUUUCACAUUGUUAAAUCGAACUAUUCAGUUCGAUGAAAAUGGCAACCUCAAGUUUGGAUCGUACUCGCUGGUUUACUGGAACCACAGCGGUGACGCACAGAAGAUUGGAUCUUUUAGAUUUUUUCCAACAGUGAAUCUUUCUAUCAACAGCUCUGAAAUUCUCUGGUUCACAAACGGAACAGUGCCCGUUUCAUUAUGUUCCCUAGAGUGUUCUACUGGUUAUGUAAGGAAGCAAAAUGCAAACCACAGAUGCUGUUUUAGCUGUGAGAUCUGUCCAAAUGGAACCUACAUCAAUGUAACAGAAGAUCCCUUUAAUUGCAUCAGCUGUGAGAAGACAGAGUGGUCUGCAGAAGGCAGUACAUCCUGCAAUCUGCGGCUGGUGGAGUUCGUACCUUUAACAGACGGAUGUGCCGUGGUGAUCAUGGUCGGCGCCUGCAUCCUGGUAGCUCUGACUUUAUUUGUGUCUGUUCUAUUCGCCAUCAACUACAACACACCUGUUGUCAGGUCUGCUGGAGGACCCAUGUGCUUCCUGAUUUUAGGCUGCCUUAACCUGUGCAGUCUUUGUGUGUUCUUUUACUUUGGCGAGCCCACGGACGCUUCGUGUUUCUUGAGGUACUUUCCGUUCUUUUUGUUCUACACAGUUUGUCUGGCUUGUUUUUUUGUGCGCUCUUUUCAGAUUGUUUUCAUUUUCAAAAUAUCUGCCCAGUUUCCCAAACUCCUCAGCUGGUGGACCAAGUACCAGGGACAGUGGCUGCUCAUCACUGCAGCGUUUACAACUCAGGCCCUGCUACUCAUUAUUAGCUUUUCCUAUGAUCCUCCAAGACCCUACAAUGAAACACUGUGGUACCAAGAACAAAUUGUUCUUUUCUGUUAUUUGAACCUUGAAGCCACUUCUUGCAGUUUUAUUCUACUUGCUUUAUUGGGUUUGCUUUGCUUUAUUUUCUCCUACAUGGGGAAAGACCUCCCAAAGAAUUACAAUGAAGCCAAAGCGAUUACCUUCUGCCUCCUGCUGCUGAUUGUCACCUGGAUCAUGUUUGUGACUGUUUACAUGCUCUACCAUGGAAAACACAUCCAGACUCUUAAUGCUCUUGCUGUGCUCUCUAGCCUGUACUUGUAUCUGUUGUGGUAUUUCCUCCCAAAAUGUUACAUCAUCUUGUUUCAGCCCCACAAAAACACACAGCAGUACUUCCAAGGCCUCAUUCAGAACUAUACCAAAACAGUCAGCCAGUAGCUGCCAGCACUAUUCUUUUCUAUUCAAGCCUCGCUGUAGUGUGUUUCUGAAUGAUUAAGCUUUCUAGAUUACUAGUCUCCUAUAUGCCUCCU
Molecule: messenger RNA, 3364 nt
Organism: Nothobranchius furzeri (turquoise killifish)
Lineage: Eukaryota; Metazoa; Chordata; Actinopteri; Cyprinodontiformes; Nothobranchiidae
Product: taste receptor type 1 member 1-like
Biological process (GO): G protein-coupled receptor signaling pathway
Cellular component (GO): plasma membrane
Molecular function (GO): G protein-coupled receptor activity
Source: RefSeq, a predicted model, not a curated record